Malania oleifera is the source of this 1196-nucleotide messenger RNA. RefSeq lists its product as uncharacterized. Lineage: Eukaryota; Viridiplantae; Streptophyta; Magnoliopsida; Santalales; Ximeniaceae. Gene Ontology annotation, molecular function: phosphoprotein phosphatase activity. The coding region runs from base 49 to 915 and encodes 288 amino acids. The record is from RefSeq and is a predicted model, not a curated record. The transcript has a single exon.
CACAACUGCAUCAACCCCACUCUCUCUGUCUCUCUAUCUCUCUCUGAAAUGGUUUCCAAGACUAUCAAGAAAACCCCAACCAAAUGCAUCAAAGACUGCCGCACUCGCCGCCGGAAGAAGACGCCGGCUAAGAACAAUGCCGCCGCCUCCUCCGUCGUAAUUGCUUCUCUGAACAAAACGAUCUUGACCUGCCAACGCCGCCUCAUCAAGAUCUUCUCCAAACUCGCCCGAAUCAGCAAUACCCCAACUUCCAAAUGCCGGAAGCAAGGUUACCAGGUCCUCUCCAGAGGCGGCGGCGGUGGAGGAAACUGUCCCCGUAGGGCGCUCUUCGCCGGCAGCCGCCUCCCGCCACCGCGGUCGCCAGAGAAGAAGACGAUAUUCCUGGACCUCGACGAGACUCUGGUCCACUCCAAGGCGGACCCGCCGCCGGCGAAGUUCGACUUCGUGGUCCGGCCGACGAUCGACGGGGAGCCGGUGAACUUCUACGUGCUGAAGCGGCCGGGCGUGGACGAGCUGCUGGAGGCGAUCGCGGGGAAAUUCGAGAUCGUGGUGUUCACGGCGGGGUUGAAGGAGUACGCAUCGCUGGUGGUGGAUCGGCUGGAUCGGAGGGCUGUGAUUUCUCACAGGCUCUACAGGGAUUCGUGCAAGGAGAUGGACGGAAAGUUCGUGAAGGACUUGUCGCAAACGGGGAGGGAUUUGAAGCGCGUUGUGAUUGUGGACGACAAUCCGAACGCGUACGGGUUGCAGCCGGAGAACGCGAUUCCGGUGCAGCCAUUCGUCAACGAUCUCCGGGACCGGGAGCUCGCAAGAUUGAUCAAAUUUUUCGAGGGCUUGGACGGAUUUGAGGACAUGAGGGAGGCGGUGAAGCAGUAUCUCUGGGAUGGAGGUCGUCGGAGGGUCCAGGGUGCGGAAUGAUGAUGCAUGAUCUAAAUCUUCAAUAUUGGUUUCUUGGCUUGGAAACUAUUCGUAUCAAAAGAGAUUGGAACUUUGGGAAGAUAAUACAGCAGGAUUAACUUCUCUCAAUCACUCACCGUACCAUUGAUGAUGCUGAUGUUGUUUUGCUUUUCCUUCUUCACAAUUUUUUUUUUCGGUUUUGUUCUUGUGAUGGGAGGAAGCUGAAAUGUAUGUAACAAAAUGUUACAUCCGGAGAGCAGUGACAGUCUGUUUCUACAAGGUAUAUUCACCUCUUUUAUCCC